CAUUUCAAUCGGACCAGUUUUCCUACUGAUUUUAUAUUUGGAACAGCUUCAGCUGCUUACAUGAUUGAAGGAGCAACAAAUAUCGAUGGCAGGGGACCUAGUACAUGGGAUACUUUCAUCAAGAAUCAUCCAGAAAAAAUUGCGGAUAGUCCUGAUGCUAAAAAUGCAGAUGUAGCCUGUGACUUUUAUCAUCGAUAUAAGGAGGACGUACAACUGUUGAAAACGAUUGGAGUUGACUCAUUCAAAUUUUCUAUCUCAUGGAGCAGAGUAUUACCGAAGGGCAAAGUAAGCGGGGGAGUGAACUCACAAGGUGUCAAAUUCUACAAUGACCUCAUCAACGAGCUCUUGUCCAAUGGUAUCAAGCCCUUAGUGUUUCUCAUGCACAAUGAUCCUCCUCAAGCACUUGAAGAUGAAUAUGAUGGACCUUUAAGUACCAACUUUGUGAAUGAUUUUCAAGAUUAUGCGGAUUUUUGCUUCAAAACUUUUGGUGAUCGAGUCAAAUUAUGGGCUACAAUGAACGAACCAAUUUCAAUAAGCAUCAACGGGUACAGCACUUCUACUUUUCCACCUGGAAGAUGUUCGAGUUACGUCCCGAAUUGCACCGCCGCCGGUAACUCCGCUACUGAACCUUACAUUGUCGGCCAUAACUUGCUUCUUGCUCAUGGCGCCGCUGUCAAAGUAUACAAGGACAAGUACCAGCCAUAUCAAAAGGGAAAAAUUGGGGUCACAACAUAUAGCACUUGGAUGGAGCCAAAAUACAACACAUCUUCUAGCCGCGAGGCCACCUCUAGAUAUAUUGACUUUGUGUUUGGAUGGUUCGUCCAUCCGGUUAUAUUUGGUGACUAUCCCGAGAGAAUAAAGUCUGUAUUGGGGAAUCGACUACCAAAAUUCACUGAAGCUCAAUCCAAGUUGGUAAAAGGGUCCCUUGAUUUUCUUGGUAUAAGCUAUUAUUCCGCAGGUUAUGCAGAAAACCUUGCCUCAGCAAACGGUGUCAACGUCACUUUUUGGACUGAUGUGCAUGCCAAAACCACUAGUAUACAUCCUAUACUGUGCACCCAUGACAUGAUGGAUAUUGUUGACGGUUCAGAACCGCGCCCUUUAAAAAAGAUCAUAGAUGUUGAAGGCAAGGAAAUUCCUAAUCCAAAAGGCCCUCCUCUAGGCCACUCUCCUUUCACCAAUCAACCGUAUAGUCGUGGGUCUGCUUUACACAACCAGGGGAAUCAGUCUCUCAACAGGCAAUAUAACCAAGGUCCUCUGCAGCAAGCUAGUAAUUUCCUUCAUGGCUCAAGAGCAUCAUGCCAGAUUUGUGGUAGGACUAACCACUUGGCCAUUGAUUGCUAUCAUCAGAUGAAUUAUGCCUUUCAAGGAAAGAAUCCACCCACACAACUAGCAGCUAUGGUUGCUCACACCAACUUUACCAAUGAAGAACAACAAUGGCUGACAGACAGUAGAGCUAAUGCUCCCAUUACCAAUCAGUUAGAGAACCUGCAAAUUCAACAACCCUUCCAACAGACAGAGAAGGUGGCAAUAGGCAAAGGGACUGGUCUCCAAAUUGAAACACUGGCUGAACUCUAA
Corylus avellana is the source of this 1575-nucleotide messenger RNA. The record is from RefSeq and is a predicted model, not a curated record. Lineage: Eukaryota; Viridiplantae; Streptophyta; Magnoliopsida; Fagales; Betulaceae.